AUGCACACUGCUCGCUCAGGUCCCAACUCACCCCCCACCUCUCAUCAUCCCUUCCCGCUAACCUCCAUCAGGGACUCCCUCCUGCCUCACCCCUCUGCCCUCUUCGGCCUUCCCUCCCCCUUCCCUCCCCCCACCCUCCCCCCUGCCCGUCCCCUGCCCCCCGCCGUUCCCCACGAGCCCCUGGCAGCGCGGGUGCUACAGGAGUGCGCUGCAGCAUGGAACUUUUCGGGAUGGGGCGGUUGGCCGAGCAAUUGGCGCGUGGGGGGCGACUGUGACGCGGCAGAUUACAUUAAAUGCGACUCCAACGGGUUCAUCACUGAUUUGAUUCUCGACGACACGCCCUACCUUGAUUGGGGGUCUGAUUACGGCGGAAGGCCAGAUGAAAGGCUCCUCACCAGCAGCGGUAUCCCUCCCUGCAUCUGCCCUCUGUACUCCGUCCCCACCAACGCCACAAUGCACUUUCUGUGUGCUGUGCUGCAACUUGCGCAGAAAUAUGCGGCACAACGCCAUAGAGGGCCCCAUCCCGGCAUCUUUCAGCAUGCUCACCUCUCUCGUCUACCUCCUGAAAACCCUCUCCUGCUCUCUCUUGCUCUCCCGUUUCAAAUCCUCUAUCUCUCCAACAACCAGCUGUCUGGUGCCAUUCCACCUGACAUAGGCGCCCUCACGGCCCUCCAAGAGCUCAAACUCUACAACAACCAGCUGUCUGGUGCCAUUCCUCCCACCAUAGGCGCCCUGACAUCCCUCGAAAUCAUGAAUCUCUUUAACAACCAGCUGUCUGGUGCCAUUCCUUCCACCAUUAGUACCAUCACAUCCCUCAAAGUCAUGGCUCUGGAGAACAACAAGCUGGGAGGCUCCAUCCCUGACGCCUUGAGUACCCUCACUAACCUGGAUCACCUUGUGCUAUCCAACAACAAGCUGACAGGAGCCAUACCCACUUCUAUUGCCGCCUUGACGAACCUCACUGUCCUGUGCUUUUCAAGUGCUCGCCACAUUAUAUCACGCCUCACAUUCACCACUUUUCUCCUGCCCCUCUCACCCAACGCCUACCCCGCUCACCACGCCUCACAUGCACCAAUCUCCUCCUACCCCACUCAUCACACACCUACCCCUCUCUCCUCGCCCCAUCUUCCCACCAGUUCCCUUUCCCGCAACUCUCUUACUGGCAGCCUCGACAACCUCUCCUCACUGAUCCAUCUGCAGGGCCUGGAUCUAUCCAACAAUGCCAUUUCCGGCCCGAUCCCCGCCGCCCUGGGGGACCUCGUCUACUUAUAUGAUCUGACCCUUUCAAGCAACAACCUCACAGGCACUAUCCCCGAUUCCAUCUCCAGCAUCUUUGCUCUCAACACUCUGUAUGUGCCCCGCUCUCCUUCGCUCCGUACAUUGGCCCUCUCCUCUCUGCACAUCCUUUCCCUCUCUGCACGUCCUUUCCUCCCUGCACGUCUGCACCUCCCUGCUUGUACACAUCUCAGUCUGUGGGUGCACUGUCUGCCACUGCAAUGCAUCGCCACUGGUGCACUGCAAUAUGGGAGUUGCAGGAGGCUUGACAGCAACGCAUUGCUGAGCAACAACAACUUCACAGGCAGCAUCCCUGACUCCAUCCCCUAUCUACCUUUCCUCUACUACCUUGAUCUAAGCUACACAAUGCUAACCGGCAGCAUUCCUUACACCAUCACUGAACUGCAAAACCUCUUGCGCCUUGACCUGCGCAUACCAACACUCACGGGCUCCAUCCCGGCCUCCAUGGGCGCCAUGCUCAAUCUGCAGUACUUUUAUGUCAAUUUCAGUGCGACGCCAUGCGGUUCCGGGGAGUGCGAGGCGGUGCAGUACUCCGGCACAGCCUUCUGCCGUGCCUGCACUGACUUCUGUGACAUGUGCUCUCGUGAGUGUAAGGAGGGCGAAGGGGGGUUCUGA
Closterium sp. NIES-65 is the source of this 1911-nucleotide messenger RNA. Lineage: Eukaryota; Viridiplantae; Streptophyta; Zygnematophyceae; Desmidiales; Closteriaceae. The record is from the annotation of a GenBank genome assembly.